Molecule: messenger RNA, 2028 nt
Organism: Guillardia theta CCMP2712
Lineage: Eukaryota; Cryptophyceae; Pyrenomonadales; Geminigeraceae
Exons: 3
Biological process (GO): protein O-linked glycosylation
Molecular function (GO): protein binding; protein N-acetylglucosaminyltransferase activity
Source: RefSeq, a predicted model, not a curated record
AUGUGGGCAGUGGUAGACGGUCAGGAGGGAGAACUGCUGUCUGAGAAGGAAAGAGCGCGAAGAGAAGAGGCGAAUCGUCUCUUCAGCGUGGCUAAUGCAUACAGAGAACAAGGUGAUCAUGUACAUGCAGCAGAGAUCUUCGAGGAGGUCGCGGACCUCGCAUACGACAACCCUGAUGCCCAAUACCAUGCCGGCAUGGCACACUUGCAGGCGGGAAGGCUCGACGACGCCAAGUUUCGAUGGGAAAAAUGCCUUGAGCUUCAGCAGGACCACUCGGUCGCCAUGUUCAAUCUUGCGACGCUCUUUGCUGAAACAGGGAACGUGGUCAAGGCAACAGAGAUGAUGCACAAGGUGCUGCAGCUCCAGCCUGAGGAUCCUGACAACUAUAAAACGCUGGCCAUCCUUCUGUUCAAGCAAGACAAGAACCAAGAAGCCAUCGCUGAGUAUAUGAAAUGCAUCCACAGGGAGCCAUUGCAUGCUGAUUGCUAUUGCGGGAUGGGGAAUGCCUUUGUGCGCAUUGGGAAAUAUGAUGAAGCGCAAGAAGCCUACACAGCUGCAGCAAACAUUAACCCGAACGAAGCUGGAUACUCGAAUAACAUCGGAAACCUUCUGGUCAGACACCAUCGCUUCAAUCAUACAGCCCAGCAGUUAGCGAUCAAAUAUCUUAAGAAUUCUGUUUCUCUCGAUGGUACCUAUGCCGAUGGAUACUUUAAUCUGGGCGAAGCUUAUUCGGCUGUAUCUCAAUAUGACUUCGCCAGUCGGCGGCGAGAAUAUGACGUCACAAUCUGCCCGAAUCCUCUAGAGUCCCUAUCGUACGAAUUGUCGCUCAAUGUACUGCGGCAUAUCGCCGAGGCUCAUGGGCAGGAAGCACGAACUUUUGUGAGGAAUUUUCAGCGUUUUCCAUUGAAUCCUUUACCCAUGACAGAUGGAGUACUGAGAGUGGGUUACGUCUCAAUAGAGUUGCGUGACAGGCCAGUGGGAAAGGACAUGGUUUAUGCCUUCCGAGCGCAUGACCCUUCUAAAGUGUCCCUGAUAUGCUUUUCUCUGAAUCCGAACCCGAGGGAAGGAGUUGAUAGCGAGGAAACUCUGUCAUGGCAUCGGAAGAUGAAAGCUGAAUGCAAGGGAGGGUAUCUGGACCUGAGCUCUACCGCCUUCUAUGAAACCGCCUCGGCCAUCAACCGCGAGCAGCCUCAUGUGCUGAUCAACCUGGACGGUUGGACUUCAGCGCCCUUGAUCAACGAGAUCUUCAUCCUCUCCCCUGCUCCUAUCCAGCUGAGCUUCAAAGGAUUCCCCGGCACCACAGGCAUAGCUGAGCAUCACGGAAUCGUUGCGGACCGGAAAGUCAUCCCUCCUGAAUUCUCGGAGUUUUACGUGGAGAGGCUGGUUUACAUGCCUCACAGCUAUCACUACAACGGCCAUGACAGUCUCUAUGCACACCUUGCUGAGCUCGACCCUUCCUCCUGGCCCAGUCAGUUCUUCCCUGCAGAUGCGAUCGACUCGUUCAUCCUGUGCAACUUCAACCAAUUCUACAAGAUAACACCCAAGGUUUGGCAACUCUGGAUGCACUUGUUGGGUCAGGUUCCUGAUUCUAAGCUCUGGCUUCUCUCGUGGAAUGAAGCUGGCAAGCAAUCUCUCCUACGAUACGCCAAGCAGUCAGGCAUCCCCUCCGAUAAACUGAUUUUCACUACCUUCUUUGAGGAAAAAUGGCACGUCGCGUCUAAGGCGAACUGUGAUCUCUUCGUGGAUACAAGGCCGUACGCGGCACAUGGGACAGCAGCGGACGCUCUCUUUGCAGGGCUGCCGAUCAUCUCUGCUCCUGGGGAGUCGAUGGCAUCGCGGGUGAGUCUGAGCCUGAGCCUGGCGUCAGGCAUCGGCGAUCUCUUCAUCGCUAGGAACGACCAGGACUAUGUCAGGCUUGCUCAACACUUCGCGCUGAAGGGGCGAAAGACGUUGAGAUCCUUGAAACAGGCGAUGCAAAGGUCAGCUAUCAAGUCUGCUGCCUUUGACAGUGCGAGAUGGGCGUCGAAU